Molecule: messenger RNA, 1320 nt
Organism: Clupea harengus (Atlantic herring)
Lineage: Eukaryota; Metazoa; Chordata; Actinopteri; Clupeiformes; Clupeidae
Gene: rbfa
Product: ribosome binding factor A
Biological process (GO): rRNA processing
Source: RefSeq, a predicted model, not a curated record
GCUUUAGACUCAGUCAAGACAAGCUGUUGACAUUCACUAGGUCACUAAGUAGAUACUAGGAAUGUCAGCAGUGUGCCAAGCUUAUCACUGCCGAUGUUGUAGAAAUCUCAAGCAAUAUUGAAAAGAAACAUAAUGUUCGCUCAAAGUAUAAAAAAGUUUGUUUCUUUUCGUUGUAAGGCGAACCGCGUUGUUUGGAUCUGCUUUCCACGAACCACGUCUACCACCGUACUCAAAGAACUAUGGUCACCGGGUGGCCUGGCAAACACGUUUCACACAUGUAUUUGCCAACAUGGAAGUAAUAAACUGAUGAAAAUGUUAAAAGGAGAAAGGUCAAAGAAGCAGUGGUACGACACUCCACCUCAGAGACCACCAAACAGCCAAAGUAUCCUCAAACCAUCUAAGAAGCGCAACCCAGAAGACAACUCACGGGUUCGUGUGCUGAAUAGCAUUCUCUUCAAGGCGGUUUCUGACUUGCUGGCUUCGUACGAAGUCAGUCCAGAACUACCUUAUUUCAAUGUGGAGAUCUCCAAGGUAUCGUUGUCUCCAGAUUAUUCUGCAUGUCGGAUCUAUUGGAAGACUGGUGGCACGGAGAGGGAUGUCCAAAUUCAACAACUUCUGGACAAAAGUGGCCCUCGUAUAAGGUAUCUUCUCACAUCUCAGCAAAUCCUUGGAAGUGUCCCAGUUUUGGUUUUUAUCAGGGAUAAACAAUAUGCUGCUCUUAACGAGAUUGAUAACCUAUUAAAGGUAGCAGACUUCGGUCCAGAUGAAGAGUUGGUAGAGACAACCAGUGUGCAGGAGAGUGGGGUCAAGGCGCACACCUCAGACUAUGCUGAGCAGCAGCUCUCCGAGAGAAAGCGGCCUGUGCUUUUUGGGGUCGACCACGAUGCCCUCCUCAAGCAGAUACAGGAGUACAAACAACAGGCCAAAGACGCCCUCCCUCUGGCUUCCUCUGCGGCCCUCACGCAACAGCAACUGGACGCGUUUGCAGAGUUCAGGAAGCAGAAGAUAAUAGAGAAGAAAAAGAAAAAAUCCAGAAAGAUGAUUGACAACGACAUCACGCCCAAAGCGUUUUUGCUGGCGAAAGAAAAUAAUUUGCAGAACCCGCUGGAGGACUUGGAUGAUGACCAUCACGAAGAUAAUCAGAUCAGCGAACUCAUGGCUGAAGACAAUAAGAGGCCUUGAGUUGUAUUUGUGUCACCAUCACAUGUUGCUGAUUCACACAGCUCUCCCACUGGAUCAUAAAGUAUACAAUAGCAUCAGUAUGUAUGUGAAUGUUCUGUUCAUAGGGGAAUUUACCAAAUUAAAUAUCAUUUACUUGUG